This is a messenger RNA of Octopus bimaculoides (California two-spot octopus), 2228 nucleotides long. RefSeq names its product acyl-coenzyme A diphosphatase NUDT19. Gene Ontology annotation, cellular component: mitochondrion. Gene Ontology annotation, molecular function: hydrolase activity, acting on acid anhydrides, in phosphorus-containing anhydrides. NCBI's taxonomy places the organism in Eukaryota, Metazoa, Mollusca, Cephalopoda, Octopoda, Octopodidae. The record is from RefSeq and is a predicted model, not a curated record.
GUAGUCAUAUUUUGAUUGUCACCGGUUGUAGAUGUAAGGGAGGUAACUGUAAAACCUUAACAAUGACGUUCCACAUUUUUGAGGAUUAAAGAUUAAAGAUAAAGAAGAAAGAAGACAACUUCAGGCAAGUGGCUUUACGAAGUUGCAACUAAUAUUUCUCUCUGUGGAUUCUGUAAGUUUUGCCAUCGACCAAGGCACAUUUAUACGUAAGUACACAUGAUACAACUUGUUUAAUACACACCCACGCACAUGUGCUGUGGCCCACACAACACAUGGGUGUCCUAGUUUGAAAUAUUAUUUUCAAACAUUGAUAUCUAUAACUGGUAAGACAGGAACCAGGAGUUAUUCCAUAAAUGGCAGCAAGUGUUCUCCGUUAUUGGAAGGAAUCUGCGACCCUUAUCAUUGUCAGGCGGCUCCAACCGAAACAAUGUUACAAAGAGGUGGUCGCGGUGCCACCACCUCAAGAAAACACCCCACAACGGCCCGAGACGAAUUACCAAGUGUUUAUGGCAGAGAGGACCCCUCAGAUGUCCAGCUUCCCAAAAGCUCACGUAUUUCCAGGUGGAGCGGCCGAAGAGGCGGAUUUCUCUGCCCAGUGGUUGGAUGUGUUGAGCAUGGGUUCCCGUAAACCAGGUGAAGAGCAAACACCCGAAGGUCAAAUGGUAAAUUUAUUUAAGAACAAUCGGAGAAAAAAUGGUGUUGGUGAUGAUAAGUGUAGUAAGAAUAACUCAGGGACCCCGAUGUACCGGAGACCGAGGUUGCCAGAGUUUAGUGCAAUACCCAGCGAAGUGGCCUUCCGUAUCACAGCUAUUAGAGAGAUAUUCGAAGAAAUCGGUGUCUUGUUUGCACGAAAAGCUGAAGAAAAUAAAACAGACGAAGACAAAAAUGAAUCUUUAAUGCAAAACCACGACACAAGAAAUGGACAACCAUUAAGAAGGCGGUGUAUACCGAAAAUAUGUCAUCUUCCACUUGAUUUGUCGGAAUUCUGGAGACAAAGUGUUGUGGAGGACCCAGAAAAUUUGUUAUCCAUGUGUAAACAAUUGAAGCUAGUUCCCGACAUAACAGCUCUGUCCGAAUGGGCCAACUGGUUGACACCAACCCACUUCUCUGGUAAACGGUUUGACACAAUGUUUUAUAUAACAUUUCUUGAUGAACACCAAAAUCCAAACAUACGCUUAGAUGGCAUGGAAUACGUCGACUACAAGGUUAGUGGAAAAUUCGGCACUGUCAUGGUAUUAGCUGUCAGAAUUGAAAGUAGAACUGACAAGGAACGUUACUGCUGGUUUGAGUUGAUUCUUUGGCUACUGACAGCUAAUAUCAUGACUGGCCGGAGCUAUCUAUCUAUCUGUCUGUCUAUCUCACUAUCUCUCUCUAUAUCUAUCUAUCUAUCUAUCUAUCUAUCUAUCUAUCACUCGUUCACCUCUGUUUGUGUCCGUAGAAUUUAUCAAAUUAGAAAACGCAAAUUUAAUAUAAAAAUAUAUUUUCUGAAAUUGCAAAUUACAAUGUUUUAUAUAACAUUUCUUGAUGAACACCAAAAUCCAAACAUACGCUUAGAUGGCAUGGAAUACGUCGACUACAAGUGGUUAUCGCCAAUAGAAUUUGUAUCACAAGCCAUAUCUCAGAAACUUAAUAUUUUCCCUCCACAAUUAUGGGAGCUCUACCACCUGAACUCCAGAUGGGAAGACCUUCACAAUUCGGUCACCUUGAAUCCCUAUUCACAACCCAUGAGAUUCUUACCUGUGAGAAUCAAAUGCAAAGAUGGUGUAUUGGUUCUUUUACCAGGUGACUACCUCUACCCUGAAAAGCCAAACGAGGAAAAGUGUGAAGAAUUGUUUUUACCUUUCACCAAGAAUGAGAUGCGUUCAUCUGGUAAAUUUCUGAAUCAUCUUGAUCCGCAAGAGAGAAAGAUUUAUCGAACCGUUCCGCUAUCCCUAGUAGGGCACACAGAGUGCCUCACAAGUCGUUUAUAGAAUUUAAAGAAUGGUAAAUAUAAUGGUGUGAAUUUAAAUUGUCCUUACAAGGGAUUGGGGAUAGGGUUUUGUUUUUACAGAAUUUUCAGGGCAAUUUUUGUUUUUUAAUUUAAAAUAGAGAUUUGUGCAACCUCAUAAAAUGUAUCUCUUCAACAGAGAAAAGAAAUGAAAAUCUUUUACACUGACAGUUUGACAUUUUUUUGUGAAAUGGAUAGAAUUAUUUUUGUUAAUAGAUUUGAUAAAAUGAAUUUAUUUUUU